Molecule: messenger RNA, 998 nt
Organism: Peromyscus eremicus (cactus mouse)
Lineage: Eukaryota; Metazoa; Chordata; Mammalia; Rodentia; Cricetidae
Gene: Gng2
Product: G protein subunit gamma 2
Exons: 2
Coding region: 28-243 (71 amino acids)
Biological process (GO): G protein-coupled receptor signaling pathway
Cellular component (GO): heterotrimeric G-protein complex
Molecular function (GO): G-protein beta-subunit binding
Source: RefSeq, a predicted model, not a curated record
CGUCUGAGAACCACGUCCAGCUCUCCAAUGGCCAGCAACAACACCGCCAGCAUAGCACAAGCCAGGAAGCUCGUAGAGCAGCUGAAGAUGGAGGCCAACAUCGACAGGAUAAAGGUGUCCAAGGCGGCUGCGGACUUGAUGGCCUACUGUGAGGCACAUGCCAAGGAAGACCCCCUGCUGACCCCAGUCCCAGCCUCAGAAAAUCCCUUUCGGGAGAAGAAGUUCUUCUGCGCUAUCCUUUAAGUCUCCGAGAGGAGGCUGAAGAGCGCCGGGGCUCCUGGGACAUUGGUGUAGAGUUCCUAACAAAGUGGGCGCCUUUCUCGUCCGCAGCAUUUAAAGAGAGGAAGGAGAACCAUCCUGGACACUCCGGGCUGUGCAUGUUUAACAAACUGUCCCCUUGUGAGAAUGGAAGCUGAUUCCAUGUCCCAACUUUAGAGAUCUGACCCAGCAGACCUGCCUGGAGGAGGGGAAUGUAUAAAAAAAAAAAAAUCGGUGUCACUUCUUUUCUGCUAUCCCUCUAAAACCUUACAUUUCUGCUUCAUAUUUAAAAACAAAAUAAACAUUAAAGCCGGUGUCCUGAGCUGAGAUAUGGCUGACCUUCUGGGAAUGAGAAUUGUCUUUCAAAUACCCUCUGAUAAGCUGUAGUCCCAUGUAGCCACAGUUCUGUUGAAUGACAUCCAUGUUUAGUCCUUCGUGCCUUUUUCUUUCCCUUCCCUUUCUCUUUCUGUACUCCUCCCUGUUAGUGUACUGUGGAGAUAAGGCUGGGUUUGUGUGUUACCCUGAACUCUAAGGAUGAGUGAAUAGCUGAGACGCUUAGAAAGAUGUUCCCUAUGGUAUUUCUUCACAAGAAUAAAAAAAAAGAAAGAACACACACACAUACACCACACACACCACACACACUCACACAAUGCCGGCUAUCUGUGUUCUAUUACCACUCUUCUUAAUAUUUGUAUAUGAUAGUUUUGAUUCUGCAAGUAAAAGUAAACCAUGUGUUGUGA